UGUUUUAUUUACACAGGCGAAAUUAUCUUCACGUAUCAAUAUUUGCUUGUUGUGCAUGGAAGAACCGUUUGCACAGUGUGACGCAAUGGCGUUGUCAGUUCCAACAAAAGACCAUUUUUCUAACCUGCCGAAUGAGAUGAAGGUUCUCGUACUUCAACAUCUUUCAGCUGAGGACCUGUGUCACGUGGCAUUAUGUAAUCGAUCAUUGAGAGAGGCCGCCAAUUACGAUGCUCUAUGGCGCCCUCUUUGCCGAGAGAAGCGAUGGGAGAAGUUUGAUGCAGUCGUUGAUCUUUGUGUUGAACCCCCGUUUAUACCUUCAUCACCUCAACAUGGCGGGGAUGGGGGCGUUGGUGACAGUGUCACCUUUGCCUUUGAUUCGGUUGUCACUGGUUCAAGCUGGCCAGGGUUGGUGAAUACAUGCAAAUGGAAGGAGAUAUACAUGAAGGCACGACAUCUGGAACGAAAUUGGAAGAACAAUCUGUAUCACGUUGUCUCGUUCGAGUUUGGCUCAGCUGGCUACACUAAGAGUUCCAGAAAAAAUGACUGUUCUGAACCUGAGGUGACAGUACGCGGCCUAGCUGGUGAAGGGAAUAUUCUUGCCGGUGCUCUCUCGAAUGACACAUUACAUAUAUGGGAUAUCUCCAGCGGAAAACGUCGACAUCGCAUCAAAGUGGGUAUCGGUAGAAUAGACAAGGCGCUCAAAAUGAAGAAUGGCGUCAUAGCUGUAGGGUGCCGUGGUGGUAAGAUUCGUACCUACUGCGCCCAGACUGGAGAGCAGCUGCAAGUCAUGUCGGGGCAUCGUCUGGAUGUGUCUCGUCUAUUCUUCGAUGGUGACACCAUUAUUAGUAUUGCAGCGGAGUUAGACGGGGAUAUGAGGGAGGUACGUGCUGACGGUGAUAUACGGGUCUGGAAUGCUAUAGAUGGUACAUCUCGUUUCGUCUUUGAGAGCACCUCCGAUGAUCCCUUCCGGUGCCGACCGAUUGGCGUGGACUAUUUUGACAAGACAGUUGCAGGUGCUUACAUCGACCGUAAGAUUCGAUUAUGGGACGCACAGAGUGGUGUCUGUAAGCAGACAAUCGUCAGUGAUGCCAAUUACUUAAUUUCGUGUCACCUUGGGGACGGCAUCGUGAUUAGUGCCCAUUGGGGAAAUGUCAUGAAGAUAUGGAACGUGGAAUCCGGGGAGUGCAUCAGACACUUUGACGUGCCUGGUGUGGACUUUGAGGAUUGGGACCCAGAUGAUGAAUCAUCGCACUUUCACUUCAACGGUGAAUUCCUCCUCGCCACAUCGCUCUCUAAUGUGAGAUUGUUCAAUCUCGACGGCAAAUUCAUCAGGGACAUCAUCUCGGACGAUGAUAUUUAUAAACAAUACCUGCUAAGGAUCAAUUAUGUCUUUGGCAAUAAGUGUAUUGCAUGUGAUGAUUGUGGUCGCGGCCCGAUGUACCUGUGGAACAUCGACGACCUUAAUAAUGUUUUCCAUUUGGUGAAAUGUUGCAUGUUUGUCGGGGAUAAUGCAGUGUGGAUGAGCGAGACAAAACUUGCUUUCGUUCGAUACUUAGAGUACGAUAAGGAUGAGAACAAAAUCCAAAUACCAAAGAUCGAGGUUCACCAUUAUUGGUAAAAAGGUAAAGGUUAAGGAGAAGUUUCUGCCGGGGGUUGGUGCUGUGCCGGGCGGCGGAAGGGCUCUCAAUAGUGAAAAUGGCCUUAUUUGAGAAAAGUUCGGUCACUCCCGCUGCUGGGGCGGGCGGGCGCCCCCUCCGCACUCCCCUGGAAACCCCACUGUAGGUACAUUGAAAGGAUCGCCAGUUUAAGUUAUAUUAAGUCACGACACAAAAAGACGAAAACACUUUGUUAUUGCCUAACGCUUUCUCUGAUCAUGAAUUGUUCUUGAUCAUGCUAGAAGAAGAAAAAAGGCCACAUGGAUUGGUGCGUGCAUUCGGGGAAUAUACAGCGCCACCAAGCGUAAUUUUGAGGAAACUCAACCCAACCCAACUGUUCUUAUUUCACGCAUUGUAUGAGAUAAGAAAAUGUGUACCAUUAAUAUGCGUUGCGUUGAUUGCCUCACAUGGUAUGAGGGAACAUUCAUAAAUAACUGAGACAGUAUACCUGUUCCUAUUGGUCGAGAUCCCGUCACGUGGAUAGUUUUAAAGGGAUGAUAAAACCCUGGCAAGACGUGAAGGUGGUCCCAUGUGAAGCUGCCCCCUGAAUUGGGACACUAAGUUUCUGCUUCCGAAAAUGUAGGCCCUAUGCUUCAAAGUUUCUACAUUUUGAAGAUCGAAAAAAACAUAUACAGGAUGAGUAAAAAAAACGAAACCCAAAUGUUGGGACUAUUGUUUUAGUAAAGUUUUGUA
Messenger RNA from Patiria miniata (bat star), 2348 nucleotides. Its product is annotated as F-box/WD repeat-containing protein 7-like. The coding region runs from base 56 to 1618 and encodes 520 amino acids. The record is from RefSeq and is a predicted model, not a curated record. Gene Ontology annotation, molecular function: protein binding. NCBI's taxonomy places the organism in Eukaryota, Metazoa, Echinodermata, Asteroidea, Valvatida, Asterinidae. The transcript has 2 exons.